Trichoderma harzianum CBS 226.95 is the source of this 1877-nucleotide messenger RNA. RefSeq lists its product as hypothetical. Lineage: Eukaryota; Fungi; Ascomycota; Sordariomycetes; Hypocreales; Hypocreaceae. Gene Ontology annotation, molecular function: RNA polymerase II C-terminal domain binding. The record is from RefSeq and is a predicted model, not a curated record. Bases 354 to 1550 code for a protein of 398 amino acids. Gene Ontology annotation, biological process: mRNA 3'-end processing. The transcript is spliced from 4 exons. Gene Ontology annotation, cellular component: RNA polymerase II, holoenzyme.
CGUCAAACUUUCUUCCUUGAUGUUGGAUGCUAUUAGUUGAUACUCCUUUGCCCACGACCAUUUUUAGUUUUUCCUUGCCUCCUCUGUGUUGGGCUGUUGAUUUGACAGGCAACGCUUUGUCUCCUGACUUGGGCCUGAUCUGCCUCAAUUGCACUUCCACUAGCUGAUCGCAAGCUUGCAGUUGGAGCUCCAAGGUCAAGAUCCACUGCUUGCUGUAGACCUUUUCCAUCGCGUCGCAAGGCCAAUCUACUCCAAUAAGGCACGUCGCCCGUAGAAUCAAGCGGCGGAACGCCGUGUGUGCAUUUGCCUCAGCUUCAUACGUCAACUGCUACAAAGGAUCAAGCAUCGUAAUAAUGGCGUACAACGACGAUUCGGUGCUGGCGCGUCUGUCAGCAUUGAAUGAGAGCCAUGACAGCAUCGCAACGGCGGCCCAAUGGAUAAUGUUUCAUAGACGGCACGCAGAUCGCACGGUGGCGCUCUGGAUGCAGCGACUGAAAGAUUCAUCUAGCACGAAACGACUGAGCCUGGUUUACCUUGCGAACGAGGUUGCGCAGCAGUCGAGAAUCCGCCAUAAGGAGGACUUUAUCAUCGCCUUCUCUCCGGUUAUUACAGAAGCAGCCGCAGUGGCCUACAAAGGAGCGCCAGCUGAGAUUCAAGGCAAACUGCGACGUGUCAUUGACGUCUGGAAAGACAGAGCUAUUUUCGAGGCUCCGAUUCAGGCUGCUAUAGAGUCGCGUCUAAAUGAGUUGGAUAAAGCUCGCGGAUCUGUUAAGCCCGGUUUCGGAGGUUCCCCAUUUGGAUCAUCGGCUGCCCCCUCUGUGCCUUCAGAAUUCACGCCCCUUGUGUCUGCUCAUCAGACGGUCACCAAGCUAAGCGUGCCAUUAAAGACGACCAUUGCUUCAGCGAACCAAGAGUAUGAAAAGCAAGUCGAUCCUACAGUACCCGCCCCGUCAGCGCCUGUCUAUGCAGCUCGCCUCAAUGGGCUGCUCAAGACACUUGCGAGCGCUGAGAGUGCGGUAGCCGAGUGCGUCAAGGCUCGAGAGAGUUUAAUCUCGGGACUGGAAAAGAUGCUGGACUCAAACAGAGCGGCCUUGGAAAAUGAAAGGAAUGCAGCUUCCGAGCUGUCGGGCCGCAAACGAGAGAUUGAAGAUAAGAAGCAGCAGGUUGAGGUAGCUAUCAUGAGAGCACUCGGACCUGCGGAUAGCAACGGAGCGCAUACAGAAGGGGAAUCUGGUGGCCCUCCUGCCGAGCUUGACCGGCCAGAGAUGGAGGCUCUAACACCGCCAGGCAUGGACGAUGACUUUGAGGACAUUAGACCAGAGAGCAUCGACUAUGGCGAAGACGACGACAUCAAGCCCACUGAGGACGUCCCAGCAACUGAACCUUCCUCCGCCAAGGUCUCAACGUACACUCAGUCGCUCCCCAUAUCAACCAACGGGUCCAAUAAAAGACGACGAGUGGACAAUGACGACGACUUUCCCGAUCUCGGCAACGAUGGUGAGAUAGAUACCGAGGUGGCAGAGAUGUUGAAGGAAGGCGGUGACAUUUGAUUUGAUUGAGGAUUCUGUGCGGGGGGUGUCAGAUUGCUUCUUCGAGAUGGAAUCUGACUAUACGGAACAAGCUAUAUCCUGGCCUUUGGGUAGUAGUGGGUUGGCUUUCUACGGCGCAUGCUUCCAGUUGUAUUUUCAUCCUCAGCAUAGGAUUUGAGUUUGUUAGGGUUGUGUAUGGAAUGUACGAUGCAGGAUUUCUUCAAUACUGGGGACGUGACUAAAGGCAGUACACGGUUCAGUUCAAUUCAACGCAUCAUGUCUAGUCGUAGUACUUUGGUAUGUGCCUAAGAUUAGGUGUAAAUAUAAGAUAUAAGCACCUCAGUUCAG